GACAAGAGAGGGGAUACUUAGAUGUUGAAGUUAAACCUUCCCAGCAGAAUUUCUUGUCAAUUUCACGCGGGCAAAAGGUGCUUCUUCGUGGGUUACAGGAAGCGCUGGGUCCUUCCUUCUCUCAGCAAGUUGCCUGAUUCUUUCCUCUAGGCGCGCGCACGCGCGCGCGCGCGCACACACACACACACACACACACACACACACAGCACUAGGACUCGUCCUACAGGCUCUGGGAAAAGAAAAAAAAGUCCUCAAUCACCACCUCCUUCUCGCCGUUCUCCCCCCCCCCCCCCCAGCGGGCGGCCGAGGAGAGCUGGAGGCGGGGGAGGGGAGGGGGAGGAGAAGCGACGCAAGUGGGUAGCUUUUCAGCGCCAGCCAGGCGCGGGAGGAGGAGAAGCAGUGGGGAGGCGCAGCCGCUCACCUGCGGGGCAGGGUGCGGAGGAGGGACUCGGGUUGAGCACUCUCGGUCCGAGGAGCCUGGACGCACCCGGAGCCUCGAACGCGGCCAAGCUCAGGGCACCCCCCUCUCCCUUCGGCCAGGCGAACCCGAAGGUGCAGCUCUUUGCUUUGACAGAGCGGCCCGGCGGAGGCGUGGAGAGCGGCGAGCGAGAGCGCCAGACUGAGAAACUCGAGCCGGGAACAAAGAGGGGUCGGGCUGUGUGUGUGUGUGUGUCGGCUCGAGCUCCACGCAGAAGCAUAUGGGUCCGAGGCCCCUGCUGUGAAUCCCCGAGACCCCGCCGUACCCUCCACUGCCGACUCCCAGCGCUCGCCCGCACAAACUUUAUUCUUGGCAAACUUCUUCUCUUUCUCUUCUCUCCUCCUCCCCCUCCACCACCUCCUCCUCCUCCCCCUCCUCCUUCCUCCUCCUCCUCCAGCAGAUUAAAUGCGCCUGGAGAAGGAAAACCGAAGCGAAAGGGAAGGAAAUAAGAAGCUCUAAAACGGACAUCUCCAAACCGGGUGGCUCUUUAAUUUUUUUUAUCCUCCAGGAAGUGGACUUUUCGUUAUCUUCUGAUUCUCCUUGUACCUUCUCUGCUGAGGCAAACGGAGUCUUUUUGCCCAGCUUGCCUCCUUUCUCGGAAAACAAACUCCCAAAUUGGCAACCGGGGAAGCUAGGGUGGAGAGGUUUGCGUAGAGACGCGCCGACGGACCCUCCUCUGCACUUGGGAGAGUCGUGCUUCCACCGGAACCGGCGUCCUCCGCGCGCAGACCCUGGAGACGCUGGGGGCGUGGGGUGGCCCCCGGGGCAGCCUAGCCUAGAACGCGCCACGCAGCGCAGACGCCCCCAGAGGCGCCGGCUGUAGCGGCCUUAAGCAGCCCCGUGCCCUUCGGCCUCGAGGGCGGGCGCAGGCGCCGGUCUCCGCGGAGCGGGAAGGCGCGGGCGGCCGCCGGGGCUCGGGCACCGCCGCAGCUGCUCCGGCCGCGGGCUGCCGGCCCCAUUUCCGCCCGCUCUUCGCCCUCACGCAUCCUUCCAGAUCUCCUUUUUCUCCUUCCUCUUUCGUUGAUCCCCUGUCUUUCCUGCUGUCGCCUCGGGUGCUCCUCCAGCGGAGCGGAGAUUACCGAGUGGUCGGGAUGCCCCAACUCUCCGGGGCCGGCGGCGGCGGCGGCGGGGGAGACCCGGAACUCUGCGCCACCGACGAGAUGAUCCCCUUCAAGGAUGAGGGCGAUCCUCAGAAGGAGAAAAUCUUCGCCGAGAUCAGUCACCCCGAAGAGGAAGGCGACUUAGCCGACAUCAAGUCCUCCUUGGUUAAUGAGUCUGAAAUCAUCCCGGCCAGCAACGGACACGAGGUGGCCAGACAAGCACAAACCUCUCAGGAGUCCUACCACGACAAGGCCAGAGAACACCCUGAUGACGGAAAGCAUCCAGAUGGAGGCCUCUACAACAAGGGACCCUCCUACUCAAGUUAUUCUGGGUACAUAAUGAUGCCAAAUAUGAAUAAUGACCCAUACAUGUCAAAUGGAUCUCUUUCUCCACCCAUCCCAAGAACAUCAAAUAAGGUGCCUGUGGUGCAGCCAUCACACGCGGUCCAUCCUCUCACCCCCCUUAUCACGUACAGCGACGAGCACUUUUCUCCAGGAUCACACCCCUCACACCUCCCUUCAGAUGUCAACUCCAAACAAGGCAUGUCCAGACAUCCUCCAGCUCCUGAGAUCCCUACCUUUUAUCCUCUGUCUCCAGGUGGUGUUGGACAGAUUACCCCACCUCUUGGCUGGCAAGGUCAGCCUGUAUAUCCCAUCACGGGAGGAUUCAGGCAACCCUACCCAUCCUCACUGUCAGUCGACACUUCCAUGUCCAGGUUUUCCCAUCAUAUGAUUCCUGGUCCUCCUGGUCCCCACACAACUGGCAUCCCUCAUCCAGCUAUCGUAACGCCUCAGGUCAAACAGGAACAUCCCCACACUGACAGUGACCUAAUGCACGUGAAGCCUCAGCAUGAACAGAGAAAGGAACAGGAGCCAAAAAGACCUCACAUUAAGAAGCCUCUGAACGCUUUUAUGUUAUACAUGAAAGAAAUGAGAGCGAAUGUUGUAGCUGAGUGUACUCUAAAAGAAAGUGCAGCUAUCAACCAGAUUCUGGGCAGAAGGUGGCAUGCCCUCUCCCGUGAAGAGCAGGCUAAAUAUUAUGAAUUAGCACGGAAGGAAAGACAGCUACAUAUGCAGCUCUAUCCAGGCUGGUCUGCAAGAGACAAUUAUGGUAAGAAAAAGAAGAGGAAGAGAGAGAAACUCCAGGAGUCGACAUCAGGUGGAAAACGAAGCUCAUUCCCAACGUGCAAAGCCAAGGCAGCGACCCCGGGACCUCUUCUGGAGAUGGAAGCUUGUUGAAAACCCAGACUGUCUCCAGGGCUUGCCCAGUCGACCCCAAUGGAGAAUUGACACCACCUUCACCCUGAGGUCACCGCUAGAGACGCUGAUCCAUAAAGACAAUCACUGCCAAACCCCCCUUCAUCUACUCCAAGAGCCAAGUUCCGAAAUCAAGCAUAAAAGGUUUCCCAGCCAAGCAGACAGAGCACCUGAGAACGCUAGCAGGCUGAGCAACUGCCCUCCCUCCUCUCCGCGUGCACUUCUCAGCACUUCCCAGAGCGUCUUGCGUCCACACCUGUAACCUUUUGGCAAGGACAGUAACUUGGCUACGUUUGCCUGCCAGGAGCAACCCGAGCCUGCGGCCGGCACGUCCUCACACCCCAGCGCGGAACUUUGUGGAAGACGUCCCUCUUUGUUUAGGUCUUCUUCUUUUUUUUUUUUUUUUUUUUUUUCUGCCUUUCUCCUGAAGCUUUUAUUUAACAGUGCAAAAGGAUCAGUCUUGUGUUUGCUUUUUUUUCUUUAAACUUGAAUUUUUUUUAAUUUACACUUUUUAGUUUAAACUUUCUUGUUGUAUAUUUUGCUAGCUAUGAGCUUUUAAGUAAAACUCAAAGAUCUGGAAAAGUUGGAAAUAAAAACGAAAAGAAGCCGCCCUUUUCUGAGCGGCAUCUUUUCCGGCAAGUGGCUUCUCUGUGAAUUGUAACAAAUAGUGGCCUCCCGUCUUCGUAAGGUGUUUGAUAGAGCUAAAUAAAUGUAACAGCUGAAUCCACGCCGUGGGUAGCAGUUGGCAGUCCUAUUUCAUUUUCUUUUUCUUCUGAUCUCCUUUGUUUAAAUGGUAAACCUUGACACAUACCGUCAGCAGGCCGGUUUGCAGUGAAUUUUCCUUUCUUUCCUUUUCACCCCCUUGUUGUAAAAAGCCCAGCACUUGAAUUGUUAUUACUUUCAAUGUUCUGUAUUUGUAUCUGUUUUUAUUAGCCAAUUAGUGGGAUUUUAUGCCAGUUGUUAAAAUGAGCAUCGAUGUACCCAUUUUUUUUUUUUU
Panthera uncia (snow leopard) is the source of this 3832-nucleotide messenger RNA. RefSeq names its product lymphoid enhancer binding factor 1 (gene LEF1). The transcript is spliced from 11 exons. Gene Ontology annotation, cellular component: beta-catenin-TCF complex. NCBI's taxonomy places the organism in Eukaryota, Metazoa, Chordata, Mammalia, Carnivora, Felidae. The record is from RefSeq and is a predicted model, not a curated record. The coding region runs from base 1570 to 2817 and encodes 415 amino acids. Gene Ontology annotation, biological process: canonical Wnt signaling pathway; regulation of transcription by RNA polymerase II. Gene Ontology annotation, molecular function: RNA polymerase II cis-regulatory region sequence-specific DNA binding; DNA-binding transcription factor activity, RNA polymerase II-specific.